Plasmodium relictum is the source of this 4746-nucleotide messenger RNA. RefSeq names its product conserved Plasmodium membrane protein, unknown function. The transcript has 3 exons. The record is from RefSeq and is a predicted model, not a curated record. Lineage: Eukaryota; Apicomplexa; Aconoidasida; Haemosporida; Plasmodiidae. The coding region runs from base 1 to 4746 and encodes 1581 amino acids.
AUGAUACGAACACGCAUAGUACUUCAAAGAGUAAUUUUUAUAAUAAUUUUUAUUGGAAUAGCUUACUUUUUCUUUGAUUUUAUGACUGUUUAUGAAAGUUCUACUCGUUACUUAAGUUUUCUUUUGCUUAUUAUUAUAUAUAUAACAUCGUAUACACUAUCUUUAUUGCCAGAAAUUUCUAAUUCAAUAAAUUACUUUUUGUUUUAUAAAUCAAGAAAAAGAAGAAUUUAUACAAAUUCAGUUAAUGAAUCAUUAUAUUCUAAAAGAAAAGAUAAUAACAGUGAGGGAUUAACAACUGAUACUACAAUAGACACUAGUUUUUUGUAUAUGAAUCAAGAAGUAAUUAAAAAAGAAAGAAAUAAGAAAAGAAAAGCAAAAUAUUAUUAUAUUUAUAAAGAAAAUGAUACAGAAAAUAAUGACAUAAAUAUAUCAAAUAAAAACUUGCAAAUUAAGCAAAAGAAAUUAAAGUACAACAAAAGUAAAAUAAAUAAUUAUGUACUAAAAAAAAAUGAGGAAUUCAAAGAAAAAAUUAUUAUAGACAGUUCUGAGAAAUUUGAAAAUAUUAUUUCUAAUGAAAAAAGAAAAACUAUAAAAAUAAGAGAAAGUAUUAAAAAUUAUAUAGAAUUGAAUGAUUCAAAGAAAAGAGAGGAAAAAAAGGAAAAUGAAUUACUAAAAUAUAAUAGAGACAAUUAUUUAAACAACAAUAAAAUAUGUAAUGAGAAAGAAUACACAAAUAGAACAAUCGAGUCUUUUCUUUAUAAAGAGAAAUAUUAUCAAAGAAAAAGUGAUGAAAGUAUAGAAGAUGAAGAUAUUCAAUUUAUAAAUAAAAAAAAAAGCAUGUGCUUUAUUUUAAAAAAUAUAUUAUGUAAAAAUAAGAAAUUGAAGAAAAUGAAAUCUAGUUAUUAUUUAAACAACUGUUCUAAUAUAAAUUGUUAUAAGUUAGAUAGCUUUUAUGAUAGAAAUAAACAAAUUUUAAAAGAUACUAACUUUUCAAAAUGGAACAGUAUCUAUUUAAAAUUUAUAAUAAAUAUAAAAUUAACAUUUAAAAAAUUUUGUAAAAAUACUUCUUUUUUAAUAGCAGAUAUCAUUAUAACCUUAUUAUUAAAUAUUGUAUGGUUAAAUGUUCAUAAAUUUUUACAUAGAAAUAAUGAUGAUUUAGACAGAGGUAUGUUUAAUUGGAAUACAGAUAAUAUACCAGAAAUAUAUAAUAAAAUAGAAGGAUAUUUACAGUAUUUAAUCUUAUAUGAUAUGUGUAUAAAAUUAUUUCUUUUUUUUUCAGCUAAUUACAUAUUAAGUUUUUCAUUUUUAUUGAAUUUAAUAAAUACUCCCUUUUUCUAUAUAAUUGUUUCUUUCUCGACUAAAAUAAAAUACAAAAAAUUUCAUUGGCUCUACUUAUCUUGCCCAUUCCGAUUUCUUAAUUUUUUGAGAAUAGAAUAUUUAUUUGGUGAAUUUAAUAAUUACAGUAAAUUAAAUAUUCCUAUGAUUAAACUGUCAAUACAAAUAUUUGUUAUGAUUUAUACUUACGCAUGUAUUAAUUUUCUAAUUGAACAGCCAUGCAAAGGUAAAUACGAAUUAUAUGAUUAUAUUUUUUCUGGAAUGCAAACAGUAACAACAGCUGCAUUAGGGAAAGGAACAUGCUUUCCUUUUUCAUAUAAAGGAAAAUUUGCUCAUGUUUUUUAUAUCUUUAUGACUUUUACAUAUAUACAUUAUAAAAUUAGAUAUCUGAAAAAUUAUAUUGUUGAAGAAAAAAAAAUAUAUGGAAAAAUACCACAUGUUAGUUCCCAUUAUUUUGUUAUUAUAGGGCACAUUAAACCAAUAGCUUUAUAUAUAAUUGUAAAUGAAUUACAAUAUAAUUAUAAUAACCUUGAUGAAAUUAUUAUUUUAACUAGUUUACCUAUCAAAUUUUAUCUAAAUAUAGUUCGUUUAUUAAACAAAAAAAAUGUUUGCCAAACAAGCUUAUGUUUAUAUGAUUUAAAUAAACCAUUACCUAUAAAAAUCAGAAGAAUUAUAUCAUAUAGCAGUGGCGUUUUUAUAUGUAAUAAUGUUAUUAACACACAUCAUAAUAUUACUAAUGAUAUGGAAACAUUAAAAAGAUAUAAUGAAAUAACUUCAUUAGGAUCAUUUAGUAAAUAUAUUUCUGUUUUUCUAAAUAAUAUGUAUAACAAUAACAUUUUAUUAAAAAGAAAUAGGAGGCACAUCAUAUGUUUAAAUGAUUUUAAAAUGAAACUAUUUGCAAAAACCAUUGACGAUUGCCAUGGUAUGUUUUUAUUAGUAUUAUUAUUUUUUAUCAACAUUCCUGAAAAACAAAAAUUUAAAUAUUCAUAUAUAUUAAGUAAUGCUUUCGAUAAACUAACAAAAAGUUCUAAAAAAAAAAGUUUACACAACAAAAAAUAUAAGAAAAAAAAAAAUUACUUUAAUUUAAAAUUAUUACAAAAUUUUCAUUCAAAAGAGAGUAAAACUAUAACUAAAUACAGAAAUAGUAGUAGUAAUAAUGUUCAUAAAUUUAAUAUUCUUAGAAAUAAAGAAGAUAAUGUAAAAAAUACAAACAAUAAACUUACAAAAGAAAAUUAUAAUUUUUCUACAAAAAAAGGAGAAAGUAAUAAGAAUAUUCAAAAGAUUCCAUUAAUUCAUAAAAAAAAGAAAAAAAUUAAUAUUUUGCCUUUGUUUUUUAAAAAAAGGACAAAAAAACCUUUAAAUAAAAUUUUUACAUGUCAUGAAGAUAAUCAUCAUUCAUUUUUUAGUUCUUAUAAUAAUUAUUUAAAUUAUAUAAAAGGAAUUAGAUAUAAUAUUUAUAAAGUAAAAUUGCCUUCUUUUUUUUUUAAUAACCAUUUUAUUACAAUUGUUCAAUACAUAUACUUAAACUAUAAUGCUUUUGUAAUAGGAAUAAUAGAUCAAUUUAAUGAAAUAAAGUUAAACCCAGUUCAUUUUUUUUAUACUUCAGAUAAUAUAGAGUUUAUUUUAUUAAGUGAUGAUUUUAAUAUAUUACAUGAAAUUUCAAAAAAUAAAAAAGUUGAACUAGAUUGGAUAUAUAAUAUAGAAAGUGUAAAAAUUAGAAAGAAAAAAAAUAAAAAGAAAGUUUCACAGGAAAAUGAAGAAAACAGCAACAAUAAUAAUUAUCAUGAAAUUAAUAAAUUAAAAAAUGAAAAUAUAAAUUUUAAUCCUGUUUUAAAUAUUUUUAGAGUAGACAAUUAUUUACAAGCCUACAAAGUUUUUAAUUUAAAAAAUGAAAACUAUUGUUCUCAUAAUAAUAAAGAUGGAUACAAUUCUUCAUCAGAUAACAUAUCUUCUAAUAAAGAAAACAAAAGAGCUGAUAAAUUUAUUUAUAAUGAUAAAGAAGAAAUGCUUUCGAAAGAAAAGAAAAUGGCGCAUUAUAAUAAAACUAAAGAUGAAAAGAAAAAAAAUAUAGUAAAUAAUUACAAAACUAAAAGCAAUACAAUUAGUGAAAAAAAUAAAGGUACCCAAGAAGUGAAAACAAAUUUUUUUUCUAAUAAAGAAAUUUUCUCUGCUUGUAAUAAAAAUAGUUUCUCUUAUAACAAGAAAGUAAAAAAACAAAAAAAAAAGGAAAAAUAUAAGAAUAUAGAUUUCAUUAUAUUAAUUUAUUGGCCUCAAUCUUUAAAUACGUUCCUAAAAAUAUUAUUUAGAAGAAAAAAACAUAAUAUAAUUAUACUAAGUGACCAAAUUCCUUCUUAUAUAUAUAAUAAUAAAUUAUCAAAAUAUAAAUAUAAUAUAUGUUAUAUACAAAAAUCCCCUUUGAUUUUAUUCAAUUUAAUUGUUGCAGGUAUUUUAGAAUGCCAAAAAUGCAUAAUUUUUAAGAAUUACUUAAAGUUAGAUUCUUAUCAAAAUAUAGUAUCUUAUAACGAAGAAUCUAAAAGUAUAAAUUUUUUUGAAUACAUGUGUGAAAAUAAUGAUAAUAACUUAAUAAUUAUUUAUAAUAAUAUUCAAAAUAUUUUUAUGAGGAGAAAUGCUAACAAGUCUUUUAUAAGUUAUUAUAUUAAAAAAAAUAAUGAAUCCUUUGCAUAUAAUGAUUACUUAAGAAAUAAAUCGUACUUUUUGAAUAAAGGUAGCUACAGUAAAAAAAGGAUAUUGCCUAAAAUAGAACAAAUAAAAGAAAAAGGAAAAAAGAAGGAUUUAUACUUAUUAAUAGAAUUAAACAACACUUUAUCAAUGCAGUAUUUAAAUAAUGAAGUUUAUAGAAAUAACAAUAUAUUAAAAAAGGUGUCUAAUCAAAUAAAUAAAAAUAAUUCACGUUAUUUAUUAUCUCUAGAAAAAUAUAAACAGAAAAUGCAAUUUUUUAAUUAUGGGAAUUUACUUGUAGAAAAUAUAUAUAAAAAGAUUGAGAAUAUUUUUGUUGAUAAUUAUUUUUUUUAUUUAUAUUUUUUACAUUUUACAUCUGCUAGUAUAUUUACUGAUGAACUGCUUUAUCAUUUAAUUGGAUACACAAUCCCAAUUAAGGAAUCUUCAUUAAAUAUAUGUGCAAUUGAAGCUUUUAUAAAAGGAACAUAUGCGGAUAAUAAAAAAAAAAUAAAAACCGAUCUUUUACUAAAAAAGAUUAAUCCUAAAUAUCAUUGUACUAAUUUUUUCUUUAUCUUUCAAAGAUAUUUAAGAAAGGGAGGAAUUAUAAUUGGUGUUUAUAGACAUAAUAAUGAAAACAAUAUGAACAUAGUUAUUCCUUGUCCACAAAAAAAAUUUAUAAUGCAUAAAAAUGAUCAGGUUUAUGUAAUACAAAGUCAAUAUGAAGAUGCAUAA